GGAAGUAAAAGCACAUUUCGCUCUACGGCAGUGUAAGAUAUACAUUCAAGUGAGCAGUAAUUACCAACAUGUCUGUAACAAACAUCUUUACUUUUGAGAUUUUAGAUGUGGAUAAUGGGACAAAUGGAUACGAUUACGGAAACGACACAGGCACUUCAAUCUGUGACGAUGAGGGGACCUUCCAUGCUGUUUUCCAACCUGUGCUGUACAGCUUGAUCUUUCUGCUGGGCGUGGCAGGGAAUGGCCUGAUGGUAACAGUCCUCCUGAGACGUUGGCGCCGCCUGCGCAUCACUGAGAUCUACCUGCUGCACCUUGCCUUGGCGGACCUCAUGCUCCUUUUCACAUUUCCUUUUGAUAUUGCUGACAGUGCCGUUGGUUGGCUGUUUGGGGAGUUUCUCUGCAAGCUGACAGGCCUGGUGCAAAAUCUUAACCUCCACUGUGGAAGUUUCCUUCUAGCUUGCAUUGGGUUUGAUCGGUAUUUGGCCAUUGUUCAUGCUAUUCCUAGUAUGCAAAGUAGACGCCCAAAGACCGUGCACUUUACAUGCAUUUCAUUAUGGCUGCUCUGUUUCGGGUUAUCAAUACCCAAUGCUGUGUUUCUUUCUGUGGGAGAAGUCAGAAACAUAUCUAGGCUCUCUUGUUUCUAUCAUGAUCAUGGUAUCCAUGCAAACAACUGGGUUUUGUCUAAUAGAGUCUUAGAUCAUGUGUGCUUUUUCCUACCUCUGGCUGUCAUGAGUUAUUGUUACACAGCAGUGGUAGUUACAUUGUACAACAGUCAGAAAGGCCAAGCGAAGAAGGGCCAAGCGAAGAAAGUUGCAAUUAGACUGGCUUUACUUGUCACUCUUGUCUUUUUUUUCUGUUGGCUGCCAUAUAAUAUCACCUUACUGAUGAAAACUAUGGCAGAGACCUGGGCGUUAUCACAUAUGAAACCUGUGACCUUUACAUCCUACUACAACCAGCCCUUGAAGUGACAAAAAGCCUUGGUCUCUCACACUGUGGCCUGAACCCUUUCUUGUAUGCCUUUGUUGGGGUGCGCUUUCGCAAUGAGCUA
Messenger RNA from Anoplopoma fimbria (sablefish), 1048 nucleotides. Its product is annotated as C-X-C chemokine receptor type 5. Gene Ontology annotation, molecular function: G protein-coupled receptor activity. The transcript has 2 exons. The record is from RefSeq and is a predicted model, not a curated record. Gene Ontology annotation, biological process: immune response; G protein-coupled receptor signaling pathway. Lineage: Eukaryota; Metazoa; Chordata; Actinopteri; Perciformes; Anoplopomatidae. Gene Ontology annotation, cellular component: membrane. The coding region runs from base 69 to 968 and encodes 299 amino acids.